AGGUUCAAUAUCGAAACUUGACACGAAAAUAGCAGGAAGCUAAGUAAUGGCUACGAGUAAUAGUAACAUUAGAAGCUUUUACUUGAGGUUCAAGCCACACAUGUUCAUGAUCCUAUCACAGAUAGGCUGGACUUUACUGUAUUUCAUCACUGAAGCAUCCUUUAAUCAUGGGAUGAAUCCUUACGUUUACAUAACUUACCGCCAUGUCGUUGCUGGGGUGGUGAUGUUCCCCUUUGCCUAUUUUCUAGAGAGAAAAGCAAGGCCAAAGUUGACAGUAGCUCUAAUUGCAGAAAUAUUUGUGCUCUCUCUCCUAGGGGUAGGAUUGGCGCUUAACAUGUAUUUUGCAAGCUUAAAGUAUACUUCUCCGACCUUUGUUGCAUCAAUGAUCAACACAAUUGCAUCCUUAACUUUUGUGAUUGCGGUUGCACUCAAGAUGGAAGUUCUUGACAUUUGGAACCCUCGAGGGGCUGCAAAAGUUCUUGGAACCUUAAUUUCCUUGGGAGGUGUCUUAGCCAUGACACUGUACAAGGGAUCUGUCAUAAAAAGUAUAUGGAAUCCUCUGCUACAUAUUCAAGGAAGUACAACUACGAACGAGAACUGGUUGAUGGGUUCAAUUCUAACUACAGCAAGCUGCCUAUCAUGGUCCAUAUGGUACAUCAUGCAGGCCUUCACUCUGAAACGAUAUCCUGCACUUCUAUCACUGACGACAUGGAUGAGUUUCGUAGGAGCUGCACAGUCUGCUGUUUUUACUGCAUGUGUACAGCGCAAGCCGGCAGCUUGGGCAAUCGGUUUCAACAUCGACCUCUUGUCUACUGUUUAUGCUGGAGUGGUUUGUUCAGGCUUAAUAGUGUUCCUUCAGUUAUGGUGCACAGAAGAAAAAGGACCUGUUUUUGUGACCAUGUUCAACCCUCUUUCAACAAUACUUGUUGCUUUAUUAGCAUAUUUUGUCCUUGGCGAAAAGCUUUACGUUGGCAGCAUACUGGGGGCAGCUAUAGUGAUCUUUGGUAUGUACCUCUUAAUGUGGGGCAAAGAAGAAGCACAGACAAACUUAGCAGGGAUCUUUCGAAACUAUAAAGACUCGAGAAGUUUAAAACCAGAGGCAUUCACGACUACAUCAGAAGGAAGAGAGGAGAUAACAGAACCAUAGUUACAACCUUAGAGAAGAUGACUGACAAUCUGACAUGCAGAACGAAGACAGUAGGAAACAAGGACAGAUCGAUAGAAGCUGGAAAUAAAGGAAGCUCAUCAGUCAUCUUUAAACAGGCCAAGAUUUAAGCAAUCAUAUAUACAACGAUAAUCUCUGCUUGCAUUUAACGCGAGAGGUAGAAUCAGUUCUCUCAGGUUAGCUGAUUUUAACUAGUAAUAUGGUUCUGUUUUCUAGGUUAAUUAGGCAUUAGCCCUCUCUUGGACUAAAUAUUUAGAAUUAUUCCUGGUUAUUUUCUGUAAAAAUAUUAGUUUAUCUGCUAUCUGAUUAGUGAAGAUCAGAUCCAAUCACAACCUAUCAGUCUGCUUGCAUAGUUGCAUCUGUAAAAGCUAGCUCCAGGGCUGGAUACAUUAACAUGAAUUCUAGCGAUCUUGCAGUCUUGCGUGUUA
Molecule: messenger RNA, 1593 nt
Organism: Spinacia oleracea (spinach)
Lineage: Eukaryota; Viridiplantae; Streptophyta; Magnoliopsida; Caryophyllales; Amaranthaceae
Product: WAT1-related protein At5g07050-like
Exons: 7
Coding region: 47-1147 (366 amino acids)
Cellular component (GO): membrane
Molecular function (GO): transmembrane transporter activity
Source: RefSeq, a predicted model, not a curated record